GAAUAUUUUCAUUUUCCUGAAUUUCUUGAGAAAAAAGAUACCGAGAGCUCAAAAGGUGAAGUGGGAUUCAUUCUCAUCCAAGGCACCACAAUUUUGAAUCUCUCCUCUCUCAUUCUCUUAGAUCGGAUAUCACCAUGACUAAACAGCAAGCAAAUUGGUCUCCUUACGACAACAAUGGAGGUACAUGUGUUGCGAUUGCAGGAACUGAUUACUGCGUGGUUGCCGCCGACACUCGAAUGUCCUCUGGUUACAACAUUCUCACUCGCGAUUACUCCAAAAUUAAUCAACUGGCGGACAAAUCCGUGCUGGCCUCGUCAGGUUUUCAGGCUGAUGUGAGAGCUCUACAAAAAGUCUUGGCAGCUAAGCACUUGCAAUAUCAGCAUCAGCAUAACAAGCAAAUGAGCUGUCCUGCAAUGGCACAGCUGCUCUCUAAUACCCUGUACUACAAACGUUUCUUUCCAUACUACGCAUUCAAUGUUUUGGGUGGUCUUGACAACGAAGGAAAGGGCUGUGUCUUCACGUAUGAUGCUGUUGGAUCUUAUGAGAGGGUUGGAUACAGUUCUCAGGGUUCUGGUUCUACACUUAUCACGCCCUUUUUGGACAACCAACUGAAGUCCCCAAGCCCUCUCUUAUUACCUGCCAGGGAUGCUGUUACUCCACUUUCAGAGUUAGAAGCCAUUGACUUGGUGAAAACCUGUUUUGCGUCUGCAACAGAAAGGGAUAUAUAUACUGGAGACAAAUUGGAAAUUCUCAUUUUGAAUGCAAGUGGUAUACGUCGGGAAUACAUGGAGCUUAGGAAAGAUUGAGUCCUGUCCCCUGUUUCUUUGCUGCUGCUCUUGCUGAAUUGGGGGACUUAUGCUCGGCAUGGCUGUAGAGGGUAGUUGCCAGAUGAUUCUUAUGUUCUACUGGCAUGUCGCUUAUUUAACUCCCGGACUAGCAGUCUGCAUCCUUUAAUGAAAAUGUCGUGACAUGACUUUUUUUCUGGGGACUUGCAUUUCUUUAUUUGAACAAUCACCUAUAGCUUGUGUUUGAAUCUUCGAUCAUGUUUACAUGUAGUGACUGUGUUGAAUGGCAUUUCUUGAAAUACAUGAGCAAGCUUUGAAA
This is a messenger RNA of Olea europaea var. sylvestris, 1104 nucleotides long. RefSeq names its product proteasome subunit beta type-1. The coding region runs from base 135 to 806 and encodes 223 amino acids. Gene Ontology annotation, cellular component: proteasome core complex. Lineage: Eukaryota; Viridiplantae; Streptophyta; Magnoliopsida; Lamiales; Oleaceae. The record is from RefSeq and is a predicted model, not a curated record. The transcript has 7 exons.